AUGAAAGAACUUGUUACCAACACAGAUCCCAACCGCUCCAGAAAAGAGUUUUAUCAAGAGCUCUUGGAACAAAUCCAAUGUAUCUGUGAAAAUCAGUCAUUUUGGGUAACCAACCUUUCCAAUGCUUCUGCUGUCAUUUACCAUGCUUUGAUAUCGCUCGAGCAUUUCCAAAUUAAACCCAUUAACUGGUGUGGUUUCUAUAUUACCGACCCUAAAAAUGAUGAAUUAUUAAUUCUCGGUCCUUUCCAAGGAAAGGUUGCCUGUACAGCUAUUCCAUUUGGUAAAGGCGUUUGUGGUGCUGCUGCUGCCACCAAACAAUCCCAAUUAGUCCGUGAUGUCCAUGAAUUUCCUGGCCACAUUGCUUGUGAUUCAGCCUCAAACUCUGAAGUUGUCAUCCCACUGAUCAAAGAAAACCGUGUCUUGGGUGUUUUGGACAUUGAUUGUGAAAAAGUCGAGGGCUUUACUGAGGAGGACAAGGAAGGACUGCAAGCAAUUGCCGCUGCCAUUGUCGAAAGCUGUGAAUGGCCUUAA
Molecule: messenger RNA, 531 nt
Organism: Mucor velutinosus
Lineage: Eukaryota; Fungi; Mucoromycota; Mucoromycetes; Mucorales; Mucoraceae
Exons: 4
Coding region: 1-531 (176 amino acids)
Cellular component (GO): cytosol
Molecular function (GO): protein binding; L-methionine (R)-S-oxide reductase activity
Source: RefSeq, a predicted model, not a curated record